CACCCUGCUGGUGCCCACUCUACCUUGUUGGUUUGAAAAAAUUUAUGAUUAUGUUACUUCUUUUGUGUUGCUCACACAGUGGUCAUGUACAACACAAUCUGUGUUGACCUGAACCAGAAGAUCAGAAGAAAGGUGCACAGAAUUUCUCCUUUAUUAUCCAACCAUAACACACUACCACUGGACUCUACAGCAAAUAAAAGCUCCUUGUCUACAGGCAUCAGCAUGGCCCAGUCUGAGAAAGCUGAAGAGAUUUUAGAGAAGCCCCACCUGACGGAGGAGCAGGCAGGGCAGCUUGUGGAGACACUCUAUGGGCUCAAGGUGACGUCUCUGAAGCCGCUCGACAGCUACGACGACUUGAACUUCUAUGUGAAAGUUGAUGGCCCCGCCGCAUGGGCUCGUGGGUACACACUGAAGGUUAUGAAUGGCACCGACUCCAAAAAUGGGGGUGAGUUUCCCAAGCUGGUCUUCUACAACAUCUGUUUGCCUUUAAUAUUUCUUGAUUGUUUCCACCAGGAUUUUUCUCACCCAGCCUUGCACAGACCAGAGUUUGUAUGGAGCCUGAAAUGUCUGCCCAGCCUUGAGAACUACCUACACUGUCUGAAGGAGGAACGUCACAAGGACAUAAACAGGGAAAUCAUUCUAGCCUUCAGAGAAAAAGUGUUAUCCCGUAUGGAUGACCUUCCACACGGAGUGAUGCAUGGAGAUUUCAAUGACCUGAAUGUCCUGGUGGAAGAGGACCCUGUCACCCCCAGUGAGUACAGGGUCUGUGGGCUGCUGGACUACGGUGAUGCCAUCGUGAACCCCUAUGUGUUUGACCUUGCCAUCGCGCUGAUGUACUUCAUGUCAGUAGUAAAGGAUCCGAUCACAUUUGGAGGACAUCUUGUAGCAGGAUUUGAAAGUGUUCGCCCCCUGACGCCUGCAGAGUGGGAUGUCCUGUACUACUGUGUUGUUGCCAGGGCCUCGCAGUCCUACGUUUUGGGGCACUACACCGCCAGUAUCCAUCCUCAGAAUACAGAAUACCUCAUGGUCACAGCAGGAAGUGUCUGGAAGUUCAUAGACAUGUGGUGGCAAACCCCAAAGGAGGAGAUCUACAAACAGUGUAGAGAUAUUCAGAAAUCUGUCGGGACCCAGUCAGACUAGACACACAUUUUCCCUUCCCUUAGAUGUCAAACUGUCGAUUGUUGGUG
This is a messenger RNA of Branchiostoma floridae (Florida lancelet), 1187 nucleotides long. Its product is annotated as hydroxylysine kinase-like. Gene Ontology annotation, molecular function: amino acid kinase activity. The coding region runs from base 85 to 1140 and encodes 351 amino acids. The record is from RefSeq and is a predicted model, not a curated record. NCBI's taxonomy places the organism in Eukaryota, Metazoa, Chordata, Leptocardii, Amphioxiformes, Branchiostomatidae. The transcript has 4 exons.